CCGUGCGGCGCCGGGGCGCAGCGCAAACAUGGCGGCUGUUGGCUCGGGCCGGUGAGGCGGUGCCGGGCGGGGACUGUUCGGUGUCAUGGGUGGUGGCGGCGGCACCGCCCCCGCGUCUCCCUGAGCGGGAGGCAGGGGGGCCCUCUGCGCUGGGCCGGGCGAUGGACGAGAGCAGCGAGCUGGCCGGUCUGGAGACCAUGGAGACCCUCACGGAGCUGGGUGAUGAGCUGACCCUGGGGGACAUCGACGAGAUGCUGCAGUUUGUCAGUAAUCAAGUGGGAGAGUUCCCUGACUUGUUUUCAGAGCAGCUAUGUAGCUCCUUCCCUGGCAGUAGUGGUGGUGGCAGCAGCAACAGCAGCAGAGGCAGCAGCGGUGGAGCCGUGGAUCCCUCCAUGCAACGAUCAUUCAGCCAGGUCCCAUUAUCUUCAUUCUCUCCCUCAGUUGCUUCUCCCCAGACUCCAGCCCUGCAGGUCAAGGUCCCUCCCACCUCAGUUCCCACCCCACCGAGAGCAACUCCUAUUCUUCAGCCCCGUCCCCAGCCCCAGACUCAACCUCAAGCUCAGCUGCAACAACAAACAGUAAUGAUCACCCCGACGUUCAGCACUGCUCCUCCAACAAGGAUCAUACAGCAGCCUUUAAUAUACCAGAACGCAGCUACCAGUUUUCAAGUCCUUCAGCCUCAAGUCCAAAGCCUGGUGACGUCCUCCCAGGUGCAGCCAGUCACCAUCCAGCAGCAGGUGCAGACAGUACAGGCCCAGCGGGUGCUGACACAAACAGCUAAUGGAACGCUGCAGACCCUUGCCCCAGCUACGGUGCAGACAGUUGCUGCGCCCCAGGUGCAGCAGGUUCCGGUCUUGGUCCAGCCACAGAUCAUCAAGACAGAUUCCCUUGUUUUGACCACACUGAAGACAGAUGGCAGCCCUGUUAUGGCUGCAGUCCAAAACCCAGCCCUCACUGCCCUCACCACUCCUAUCCAGACAGCCGCCCUUCAAGUACCAACACUGGUGGGCAGCAACGGGACCAUUCUGACCACAAUGCCUGUGAUGAUGGGACAAGAGAAAGUGCCCAUUAAGCAGGUACCUGGAGGAGUCAAGCAGCUCGAACCCCCCAAAGAAGGAGAAAGGCGGACGACACACAAUAUCAUUGAGAAACGAUAUCGUUCUUCCAUCAAUGACAAAAUCAUUGAAUUGAAAGACCUAGUCAUGGGGACAGAUGCCAAGAUGCACAAGUCUGGCGUCCUGAGGAAGGCCAUUGAUUACAUCAAAUACUUGCAGCAGGUCAAUCAUAAACUGCGCCAGGAGAACAUGGUGCUGAAGCUGGCAAAUCAGAAAAACAAGCUCCUGAAGGGCAUCGACCUAGGCAGUCUGGUGGACAAUGAGGUGGACCUGAAGAUAGAGGACUUUAAUCAGAAUGUCCUUCUGAUGUCCCCCCCAGCUUCUGACUCAGGAUCCCAGGCUGGCUUCUCCCCAUACUCCAUUGACUCUGAGCCAGGAAGCCCUCUGCUGGAUGAUGCAAAGGCUUCUGGGUCAUCAGAAAAAAAUUUCGAAUUUAAAAUACUGAAAAGGAGUGAUGUGGUCAAAGAUGAGCCAGACUCGCCUCCUGUAGCGCUGGGCAUGGUGGACCGUUCACGAAUUCUGCUGUGUGUCCUCACCUUCCUGUGCCUCUCCUUUAACCCCCUGACUUCCUUGCUGCAAUGGGGAGGGUCCUACGACUCUGACCAGCACACAUACUCAGGCUCUGGCCGCAGUGUAUUGUCAUUUGAGUCAGGUUCUGGGGGCUGGUUCGACUGGAUGAUGCCAACUCUUCUCUUAUGGCUGGUAAAUGGUAUGAUUGUCCUAAGUGUCUUUGUGAAGUUGCUGGUCCACGGGGAGCCAGUGAUUCAGCCACACUCACGCUCUUCAGUGACCUUCUGGAGACACCGGAAGCAGGCAGACCUGGACCUCUCCAGGGGAGAUUUUGCAGCUGCUGCUGCCAACCUACAAACCUGCUUGUCAGUUUUGGGUCGGACACUGCCCACCUCCCGCCUGGACCUGGCCUGCAGCCUCUCCUGGAAUGUGAUCCGCUACAGCCUACAGAAGCUACGCCUGGUGCGCUGGCUCCUCAAGAAAGUCUUCCAGCGCUGGCAGGCCACCGCAGCAGACUUUGAGGACGAAGCUAAGACCAGUGCCCGGGAUGCAGCCCUGGCCUAUCACAGGCUGCACCAACUGCACAUCACAGGGAAGCUUCCUGCAGGAUCCACCUGUUCAGAUGUGCACAUGGCCUUAUGUGCUGUGAACCUGGCUGAAUGUGCAGAGGAGAAAAUCCCACCAAGCACUCUGGUUGAGAUCCAUCUGACUGCUGCCAUGGGGCUCAAGACCCGGUGUGGGGGCAAGCUGGGCUUCCUGGCUAGCUACUUCCUCAGUCGAGCCCAAAGUCUGUGUGGCUCUGAGCGCAGUGCUGUCCCUGACUCCCUUCGCUGGCUCUGCCACCCUCUGGGCCAGAAGUUUUUCAUGGAGCGGAGCUGGUCCGUGAAGUCAGCUGCCAAGGAGAGUCUGUACUGUGCCCAGAGGAACCCAGCUGACCCCAUUGCCCAGGUCCACCAGGCCUUCUGCAAAAACCUUCUGGAGAGAGCUGUGGAGUCCUUGGUCAAACCCCAAGCUAAGAAGAAGGCUGGAGACCAUGAAGAAGAGAGUUGUGAAUUCUCCAGUGCUCUAGAAUACCUGAAAUUACUUCAUUCCUUUGUGGACUCUGUGGGGAUUGUGACCCCACCACUCUCCAGUAGCUCCGUGCUCAAGUCAGCCCUGGGUCCAGAUGUCAUCUGUCGGUGGUGGACGUCUGCAAUCACCGUAGCCAUCAGCUGGCUCCAGGGAGACGACGCAGCUGUGCGCUCUAAUUUUACCAAAGUAGAGCGUGUCCCCAAUGCCCUGGAAGUAACAGAGAGCCCCCUGGUGAAAGCUGUCCUCCACAUCUGCAGAGCCAUGCACGCCUCACUCUCUGGGAAAGCAGAUGGGCAGCAGAGUGCCUUCUGCCAUUGUGAGAGGGCCAGCGGCCACCUCUGGAGCAGCCUCAACAUCAGUGGGGCCACCUCUGACCCCACCCUCAACCACGUAGUCCAAUUGCUGACCUGUGACCUGCUACUGUCACUGCGGACAACACUCUGGCAAAAGCAGGCAGGCACCAGCCAGGCCCUGGGCGAGACCUACCAUGCAUCAGGCGCUGAGCUAGCUGGCUUCCAGCGAGACCUGGGCAGUCUUCGCAGGCUGGCGCACAGCUUCCGCCCAGCUUACCGCAAGGUGUUCUUGCACGAAGCCACUGUGCGCCUAAUGGCAGGAGCCAGCCCCACCCGUACCCAUCAGCUACUGGAGCACAGCCUGCGGCGGCGCAGCCCCCAGAGUACCAGGCAUGGAGAGGUGGAUGCCUGGCCCGGCCAGCGAGAACGAGCCACUGCCAUCCUGCUGGCUUGCCGCCACCUUCCCCUCUCUUUCCUUUCCUCCCCGGGCCAGCGGGCUGUGCUGCUGGCUGAGGCCGCCCGCACCCUGGAGAAGGUGGGCGACCGGCGCUCCUGCAAUGACUGCCAGCAGAUGAUUGUAAAGCUAGGUGGCGGCACAGCCAUCGCCGCCUCCUGACCACUGGGCUCAGCCCACUGCCCUCCACCUGUUUGUCUCUGUCUCUCUCCCCCAGGAUCCUCCCCCAAAAGCUGUGGGGACAAGCCUUGUCACCUGCUGAGGCUUUUGGACCACCUCAGGCCAGUGGGCUCCUGGGCAGAGACCCUUAGAGCUGCUGUCACUAGAUGCCCAUGGUCCAGGGCCUGGGAGGCUUGAGAGGAAAAAUGGCAGGGCCGGAAUUGGGGGUACCCCUGACUUAAGAACACAGUGGGAGCUCCCCCGCUGUCAAGCCCCUUCCUCCAGCCCUCCUGAGUUCUCUCCCUCCCUGAAUCUCUCUCACCUUUUUGCUUCCCAUUUUUUUAUUAGGCUUUCUCUCUGGGGGACAUGGGUCUUUGGGCACCAGAGAGCAAUUUGCCCUCAGGACUAUGUGGCAUGCCCUACCCCUCUUUUUAUACAAAUGUUUUUAUAUCCACGUGCUUGGGUUUGCCCUGACUCAGGGCUAAGUCGCUGCAGCAUCUUCGUCUCUCCCUGGUCUACAUCCCCUUCUCCUGUGCCUGACUAAGCCAAUUGUUUUCUCUCAAUUACACAGGAUCACCAGGGAAGGAGGGGGAGCCCUACCCAGGGAGGCAGGUGGGAGGCAGGAGACAG
This is a messenger RNA of Nycticebus coucang (slow loris), 4232 nucleotides long. It is a transcript of the gene SREBF2, whose product is annotated as sterol regulatory element binding transcription factor 2. The transcript is spliced from 20 exons. Lineage: Eukaryota; Metazoa; Chordata; Mammalia; Primates; Lorisidae. The record is from RefSeq and is a predicted model, not a curated record. The coding region runs from base 162 to 3605 and encodes 1147 amino acids. Gene Ontology annotation, molecular function: RNA polymerase II cis-regulatory region sequence-specific DNA binding; DNA-binding transcription factor activity, RNA polymerase II-specific; protein dimerization activity. Gene Ontology annotation, cellular component: nucleus. Gene Ontology annotation, biological process: positive regulation of transcription by RNA polymerase II; positive regulation of cholesterol storage.